UCGUGGACUUGGAUUUUAAUUCUAGCAGUUGUCGUUAAAAAUGAGGCGAUCCAAAGCACCAUCUAUACGCAAGAUGGCCAAAAAUACAUCCUUUGACUCGAACGCAAAUGUGAAUAGUUUCCGUUCUCCAAGCCCGCCAAUGCAGUGGGGCACAUCUAAUGGCUAUCAGCAUUGGGGUCCGAAAAACUAUGAGGACAAUGAAAACCCCCUUAAGGAUAAACGUAUUUUUCGCAUUCUUUGGCGCAACAUUUCCAACAGAAAGCAUAAAAUUUGGAAUGGAGACGGCACCCUCGAAGUGACAGCUGCAGAUGCAACUUUAAAAGACCACACAGGCAAAAUAAUGGGCGCAUUAAAAACCUUUAACUUUAAUCCAAGGGAUUUUAAAGAACAUGAGCUACUACAAAUCGCUGGUAAGGAAGUGGAGCUGCAAGAGGAGUUUAAAACUAUUGAAGAGUGUGUGGCACAACGAAAACAAGAGAUAGCAUUGGCCUUCCAUGUCGAGAGCGAUGACGAAGAAAACAACCACAAUCGACCACAAAAGGUUAACAUGCUUAAAGCGCCCAAACGAGCUCCCGUUGCCCGUGCCCUAACGGAGUAUAUUUGCAUGCUGCGUCCGGCAGAACUGCAGCUGUGGGCAUUAAAAGUUUGUGAACAGUAUGCUCAGGCAAUGCCUGCCGGCCACCAAUUUUCGGAUGACAUUGUCAACAUUUCGCGUUGGAUUUGUGACCACCCCGCAAUAGUCAAAAACCAUGCCAAUCCCACAUCGCAGCUGAUGCUAAGACUCUUAGAGCAUCUGCCACCUGCGAAGGAAAUGCAAAUAUAUGAUUCCGCUAAAUUUGAAUGCAUUUGUUCGCUGUUAGACAAUUUGGUUGUGGAACAUGGCGAAAGGUGUGCUAUCAUUGCUACGAACGCGGAGAUCUUGGACAUAAUCAAAGGUUAUUGCGAAUACUACGGCAUAAUUCAUAUAAAGAUUGAUACUAAUAUAGAUGUCGCGCGCUUUAACAGAUCCACAUCAGAUGUUGAAGCCCCUAUGGUUGCUUUUUUAGAUUCUCGCAAAUUGCCUACACAGCGCUUACAGAACUGUGCAAAUUUGAUAGUUUAUAAUAAUGAUCUAACUGAAGCAGACAGGUCAUUAUUGAUGCCGGUUCAAGCUGUUACUAAGAUUUACACACUAAUCACUACCGGAUGUAUAGAGGAGCGUCUUUUUCAGCGAAACUUCCAUUUGGUCGAAGACGAAGACCCUAUGGAUAUGCUGCUGCGUCCACCAUUGCACCCAACACAUGAGAUGCUCGCAAAUAGUAAUAGUACCCUUCGCAAUUGGACCCAAUGGCAUCCACCCUAUAGCGCUGAAUUGUUAAAGGCUGCGUGUGUUAAUCCAGAGCUUGAAUCUUUAAGCUGUGUUUUUUCAAAACAAACCGAUAUUGCAUAACAAAUGUAUUCAAAAUUGUUUUUAAUGAUAUCAAUAAAUUGUACAAAAUUA
Scaptodrosophila lebanonensis is the source of this 1480-nucleotide messenger RNA. RefSeq lists its product as uncharacterized. The record is from RefSeq and is a predicted model, not a curated record. The transcript is spliced from 3 exons. NCBI's taxonomy places the organism in Eukaryota, Metazoa, Arthropoda, Insecta, Diptera, Drosophilidae. Bases 41 to 1429 code for a protein of 462 amino acids.